Molecule: messenger RNA, 306 nt
Organism: Naegleria lovaniensis
Lineage: Eukaryota; Heterolobosea; Eutetramitea; Acrasida; Naegleriidae
Exons: 1
Coding region: 1-306 (101 amino acids)
Source: RefSeq, a predicted model, not a curated record
AUGUCCACAUUUCAAGUAACACACUAUCAAGACACCUAUCUCACUACUCUCCACGUCUUCAAAGAGGCUGAAAUUAACAGAUCCUAUUGUGAUUACGUUCAUGUCAAAGAUGUUCAAAUGAUUUUAUCACAAGGAGAUUGGUAUGGAAAGGGUGUUCAAUCAGAGGAACGUAUUGCUACUGCAAUCAAGACAGCUCUUGGAAUUAACAAUGUUAUUCAAGUUGCUGUGUGCUCUUCUCCAAAGCUUGAUAAGAAAGCAAAUCUACAAGACGUAGUUGCUAAAGAGUAUUGGGUUGUUUAUAAAUAA